GUUGCCGUUACUGCUGUGUUGUUGCGAGUGAUAGUGGUUAAGCCGGUUCCGCUACCUGCAUAGCGCCAACCCCCCGUCUAGGGUCAGACUACCCUUUCAACUUUGCUAGCCACUGCGCCGACAGCAAAAUUAUCUCCGCUGAAACUGGGAAAGCUGUUACAGUUGAAGCAGUCCCGAGACAACCUACAUCAAGCCUCCAGGCACCCUGCCACAUACUCGGAGCACCGACAAGCUUUUUCUGGACUCCCCGAUCAUCUUUGCCGCAAACCCAGACUCUUGAUACUUUCACGAUCUCCCUAACACCAAAAUUUAUUACUUAGAUGGCAGUUAAGCAGCCAGUCGCCAACGACGAGGUGUCGCAUGAGAACAGCAGAUCGGAACAGGACAACAGGGCUUCUAAGCAUGACAGGUCUUCCAGAGCGUGUCUGGUGUGUAGACAACGGAAGGUGAAGUGCGAUGCAUUGGAAUGCUACCCAGAUAAGUGCACAAAUUGCGUCCAGUUCAAUAUUAAAAAUUGUUUUCUACCUGCCCCUAAGAAGAGGAAAAGUAAGAAAAUAGAGGAGCUGCUGAAGACAAACUUGUCUCUCCAAAAUUCCCCCAACUCAAGUGACUUAUCCGGAGAUGCGACCUUCUUGAACAUUAGCACAGAUGGCCCCUACCCCUCAUUCGUUGGUGAAGACAUACAGCGCAAACACCCUGACCUGGCUGAAAUUCAGUUGGACCCAGCCAGAGUAUUGAAAUAUAUCCCAGGCUCGGUGGAAAGAAAUGCCGACUUUACAGACUGGAUCAGACCUUUUAUGGGCACUGUUUUGAAAUCUUUCCUAUCAGAACACUCAAAUAAUCCUACAGGUUACACCAAGAUUAAUGCUACAGAGUAUUCACAUUUGGUGCAGUCAGGAUGCUUUCUUUUGCCAGCACCCGAUGUAUGUUGGAAAUGGAUCAAUGCUUUUUUUACCACCAGAUUGUGCCAGUACCCGAUUCUUAUUGAAAGCACAUUCCGGGAAGAAUACAAGGACUUAACCAACCCUCCAAGCUUGCUAUUGUUACAUUCUAUAAUAUACUGUGGUGCAAAGUACUAUGACGAUCCUUCAUGGUCUACUGCUGAAAGAUUGGCUCAUAUUGAGAAAACUGAGAUUUUAUACACUAGAGCCCUGACUUUUUACGACAAAAAAAUCGAGAUGGAUUUGUUGUGUCAACUACAAUCAUUAUUGAUGAUGGCAAACUAUAAGACUGCUAAUGAUCAAUGCCUAAGAGCAGAUCCUUUUUUAUCAGAGUUUCGCUAG
Pichia membranifaciens NRRL Y-2026 is the source of this 1283-nucleotide messenger RNA. RefSeq lists its product as hypothetical. Gene Ontology annotation, biological process: regulation of DNA-templated transcription; DNA-templated transcription. Gene Ontology annotation, molecular function: DNA-binding transcription factor activity, RNA polymerase II-specific; DNA binding; zinc ion binding. The transcript has a single exon. NCBI's taxonomy places the organism in Eukaryota, Fungi, Ascomycota, Pichiomycetes, Pichiales, Pichiaceae. The record is from RefSeq and is a predicted model, not a curated record. Bases 321 to 1283 code for a protein of 320 amino acids.